AUGGGUCUACCAUCAGCAGGAACCAGCCUGCGGCGAUCUCUGCAGGAUCCACAGGUAUUCAUCACAGCCCCAGGAGUAUAUGACGGAGUGUCAGCACGGCUAGCACUAGCAGCAGGCUUCGAUGCGCUUUAUAUGACAGGCGCCGGAACAGCCGCCUCGGUACAUGGCCAAGCAGACCUCGGAAUCUGCACGCUGAACGACAUGCGAGCGAACGCAGAGAUGCUAGCAAAUCUCUCCCCGCACACACCGCUGAUUGCCGACGCCGACACCGGCUACGGCGGGCCGAUCAUGGUAGCCCGCACAACGGAGCAAUACGCGCGGUCCGGCGUCGCGGCCUUCCACAUCGAGGAUCAAGUACAAACCAAGCGAUGUGGACACCUCUUCGGCAAGCAGCUCGUCGAUACGGAUACCUACACCAGCCAUAUCCGAGCGGCUGUCCAAGCGCGCGAACGCUUAGGCAGUGAUAUCGUGGUCAUUGCGCGGACAGACUCGCUGCAGCCGCAUGGCUAUGAAGAGAGUUUGGCGCGGCUGCGGGCGGCUAGGGACGCGGGCGCGGACGUCGGGUUCUUAGAAGGCAUUUCGUCAAGGGAAAUGGCCCACCGGGUUGUGGCCGACCUUGCGCCGUGGCCUUUGCUGUUGCUGUUGAAUAUGGUGGAACAUGGGUCCACGCCUUCCAUUUCUGCCAAGGAGGCCAAGGGGAUUGGAUUUCGGAUUAUUAUCUUCCCACUUGCGACUCUGGGUCCGGCUCUCUUGGCUAUGAGGGAGGGCUUGAAGAGAUUGAAGCUCGAUGGCUUGCCUGGUCUUGACGAGGAGUUGACGCCCCGCAUGUUGUUUAGAGUUUGUGGGCUGGAUGAUAAUUUGAAGUUGGAUGCGGCCGCUGGUGGUGUUACGUUUGACGGUGGCGUGGAGUUAAGAUAA
Molecule: messenger RNA, 918 nt
Organism: Penicillium coprophilum
Lineage: Eukaryota; Fungi; Ascomycota; Eurotiomycetes; Eurotiales; Aspergillaceae
Product: isocitrate lyase/PEP mutase family protein
Exons: 2
Coding region: 1-918 (305 amino acids)
Molecular function (GO): catalytic activity
Source: RefSeq, a predicted model, not a curated record